AUGGUUUUAAGGCAGCUGGCAUUUUCCAUAUUUUACGAUCCAUAUGUUUUCAGUCAUGUAGACUUUUUAUGUUAUUAUGUAUCUGAUCAGCCAAUUCCAGCAAAUAUCUCUACCUUAUCAGCCAGUUUGUCCAGCAGUAUUUCUCAACCAGUACAAAAAACGAUUUCUGUCAGUAUAGCUAAUGUAUACGAUCAGACAGACCCUGCAACUAAGGCUUACAAUUUAAGUAAAUUAUCUGAUUUCCAAACACAAACAAUCCAUACACCACUAUUUAUUGUAUCUGAAGUUACUGGUGACAAGAAACAGCAAAUAAGCACUUCUGCCUACCAUUGGGCAGCAGAAGAUAUAAGGCCAUUUCCAAAAGCGGGUGAGAGGGCGAGAAAGAGAAAAAGUGCAAAAAGAAAAUGUUCCUGGUCUCUGGUAUUGACUGACACACCAACAAGAAAUGAACUAGUUGUAAGUUUACUAGAAUAUAUCUCAUACCCAUCUUGUAUAUCUUCAAAUAACACCAUUAUACAUGAUCCAAACAAAAUAUCGGAAAAAUUCCACUUGUUCUUCAUUUCAAUACCUGACGAAUUGCAAAAAAACAUUGACUCAUCCCAUACUAACUUCUAUAACUAUUUAAAAACACCAAACCUUGAAUCUAUAUUCAUUAAACCUACUGAUGAAAAUGAAAUUUUAUAUAUUGUUCUUUAUCUAAAUGAUGGCAAGGCUUCUGGUCCAUACAGCAUUCCAACCUUUAUUCUUAAAUUUCUUGCUUGGGAUAUUUCUCCAUUACUUUCUAAACUAUUUAACCUCUCAUUCGUUACAGGUAUAUUUCCUAACAUUUUCAAAACAGCAUUUGUUAAACCAAUUCAUAAAAAGGGCUCAAAACUUGACUGUAAUAACUACAGACCAAUAUCAUUAUUAUCUAAUAUCAGCAAAAUUCUUGCAAAACUAAUGUAUUCUCGUAUCUACCACUUUCUUAAUAAUUUUAAGUGCUUAUAUGGCCGCCAGCCUGGUUUUUGUUUAAAACAUUCUACUUCCCAUGCUCUUAUUAGCAUUACUGAAAUGAUUCGUGGUGCAAUCAAUAGUGGUUCAUUUGCUUGUGGUGUCUUUAUUGAUUUCCAAAAAGCUCUUGACACGGUUGACCACAAGAUUUUAAUUAAAAAGUUAUUCUACUAUGGUAUACAGGGUAUCGUUAACAAUUAG
Molecule: messenger RNA, 1191 nt
Organism: Hydra vulgaris (swiftwater hydra)
Lineage: Eukaryota; Metazoa; Cnidaria; Hydrozoa; Anthoathecata; Hydridae
Source: RefSeq, a predicted model, not a curated record